This is a messenger RNA of Nicrophorus vespilloides, 7274 nucleotides long. RefSeq names its product plexin A3. The coding region runs from base 540 to 6272 and encodes 1910 amino acids. Gene Ontology annotation, molecular function: semaphorin receptor activity; protein binding. Gene Ontology annotation, cellular component: semaphorin receptor complex. The record is from RefSeq and is a predicted model, not a curated record. Lineage: Eukaryota; Metazoa; Arthropoda; Insecta; Coleoptera; Silphidae. The transcript has 18 exons. Gene Ontology annotation, biological process: negative regulation of cell adhesion; regulation of GTPase activity; sensory neuron axon guidance.
ACUAUUCCGGCGUUGGUUCAGUUCGAUGUUGGAUCAGUUGGUCUCUUGUACUGUUGAAGAGAAGUGUACGAACGCCGGUUCUCGCGACCUUCCAUCGAGACGCGCUUUUCUUCUUGCUUAAACAAACUUACCGCGACUCCUCAACAAGAAGUGCACCUGAAAGAAGCGCGACAGGACCAGUGAUUUAAAUUAAAGGACCAAAAAGAAAAAUGUAUUAAAGAUAAACAUCGACAAGAAACAUUUAAUAAACAAAAAUAAAACGUGCAACGACCACGCUCUCACGGGAGACAGUAGUUCGAUUCCCGCUAUCCCAUCGAACAACCUACACCCAACCUAACCUCGAAGCGCGUCUGUGUUGUUUUCUUUGUACGCGGAGUGAAAGAAUCUCGUUGGUGUGAAAUAAAAGAAAAAAAGUGGUGCUACGCAACAAGAAGAUUGGAAAAGUUUGGUUUUGCUACGUAGCUGCGGAGGCGAUCAGUUGUUUGCGAAUUCCGUUUGGGGGGCUCAUGACGUGAAUGCUCUGAACUGCCGCUCCCGCCAUGCAGCGGCUACUGACAUUGCUUUUGGCUGUUGCUGCGGCUGCCUACGGUUCCAGUGAUAUUGUGCGCUCGUACAGUGAUCCCGACAUCGAACGUUUUAAUCACCUCGUCGUUGAUACCAAUACAGGACGGGUGUACAUAGGUGCCGUGAACAGGCUAUACCAAUUCUCGCCAGAUCUGGACUUGGUGAUAUCUGCAGUGACAGGGCCCGAGUUGGACGCAGAUGAAUGCUCAGCCCUAGAAUGCACAACAGCUGUGAACAAGAAACUCACUGAUAAUGUGAACAAGGCUCUGGUCAUAGACUAUACCACCAGCCGUCUGAUUACCUGUGGAAGCCUCUUCCAAGGUAUAUGCUCCGUGCGGAACCUGAACAACAUCUCGGAUUCCGAUCCCUCCGAUGUGAGGGAGAUCCGUGAAGCUGUAGUCGCCAACAAUGCUACUGCCUCGACGGUGGCGUUCAUUGCACCAGGACCACCGAAUCCACCUGUAACCAUGGUCAUGUACGUCGGGGUCACUUUCACGCUAGGCUCGCCGUACCGCUCUGAAGUACCUGCGGUCAGCAGUCGUUCGCUGGAAAAAGACAAGAUGUUUACCAUUGCCCAGACAGCCGUUACCACGGGAACUAGGAUGUUUGUCAACUCCUUGGCGAGGGAAAGAUAUCCAAUCAACUACGUAUACGGAUUCAGCUCGGAGGGUUUCAGUUACUUCCUUACCACUCAGAUGAAGCAUACCAGUUCGAGCGUCUGGAUCAGCAAGCUAGUGCGGGUGUGCCACGACGAUCAGAACUAUUAUUCUUACACUGAGAUCCCCAUUGACUGCAUGAGCGAGGGUGGACGCAAGUACAACCUCGUGCAGGCCGCGUACAUGGGGAAGGCCGGCUCUGAUCUCGCUUCGGACAUCGGUAUAACUCCACAGGAGGAUGUACUGUUCGCGGUGUUCAGUGAAGGUGAUCGUACUCAGGCAAACAAGCCCAAGGACCUCAGCGCGCUCUGCGUCUACUCACUGAAGAACAUCCGGCGCAAGUUCAUGAUGAAUAUCAAGCACUGCUUCAGCGGCAACGGGGAGCGCGGCCUGGACUUCAUCUCCACCAGCCACAAAUGCGUGCCAACGAAACUGCAAUCCAUCGGAGAGGAUUUCUGCGGGUUGGAUGUGAACACGCCUUUGGGAGGAGAGCAACCCGUCUAUGCGAAACCCGUGCUGUUGUUCAACACGAGACUGACGGCUGUCGCUGCGACCUCCACGGGCGACUUUACAGUCGUCUUCUUGGGCACCGCCACGGGACAUCUCAAGAAGGUGGUUGUAGAGUCGGCAGCAGUUGGCCUGGAAUAUGGUGAUCUUACUAUUGAAGAAGGUUCACCCGUUAAUCCCGACCUACACUUCGACUCCCAACAGAUGCAUCUUUACGUUAUGACCGAGAAGAAGGUAUCGAAAGUGAAGGUGCAGGAAUGCAGCGUCUACAAGUCGUGCUGGGAUUGCUUAAAUGCCAAGGACCCUUAUUGCGGAUGGUGCUCUCUGGAAAAUAAAUGCAGCAUCCGUUCGCAUUGUCAAGACGCAGCCAAAGAUCCUCUGUACUGGAUUAGCUACAAGAGUGGUAGAUGCACGACCAUAACGACCGUUACGCCGAACCAAUUACAAAGAACGACCGCUAGAACGCUGGAUCUCGCUAUUGAUAACCUGCCGACCCUGUCUGGUCAAUUCCUGUGCGCGUUCACCGCAUUGGACAAAACCCUCAUCACCAACGCCACCAAGAAAAGCUACGGCGUCAACUGUACAACCCCGCGCACCGACUCGCUGCCAUCCAUCCCGCAAGGACAACAUCACUUUACCGCCAAGCUGUCAGUACGCAUGGAAUCUGGUCCAGAUUUUGUGGCAACUAACUUCACCUUCUUCGAUUGUAACACCUACAGUUCCUGCACCCAGUGCGUGUCAUCGUCUUUCCCUUGCGACUGGUGUGUUGAUGGACACAGAUGCACCCACGAUACUGCUGAGAACUGCAGAAAUGACAUUCUCGUGACUGGCGUCAACCGAGUUGGGCCCAGCUACAGAUCCGGACCAGCCUUUUGUCCGACCAUCAAUGCCUCCGUUGGAAAUUCUCCUGAAAUCUUAGUCGCUUCUGGUAUUAAGAAGGCAAUUCGCGUCAAGGUUCAUAUCAUAGGCCAAUUUAUAGUUCAAACUAGAUUUGUGUGCCAAUUUAACAUAGAAGGUAGAGUGACCAGCGUGAAUGCCCAGCUUCUAGGGGAUACUAUCUACUGCGAUCAGAUGGAGUUCUCGUACACCUCAAAAGCUCCGAAUAUUACAGCUACAUUCGCUGUAAUCUGGGGUGGAUCUAAGCCGUUGGAUAAUCCUGACAAUAUUCACAUUGUAAUCUAUAGAUGCAGGGAUAUGGCAGACAAUUGCGGGAUGUGUUUAGCACUCUCUGAAAAAUAUGAGUGCGGUUGGUGUCAGAGCACCGAUCGCUGCGAGGUGAAGGAACAGUGUGAAAGGGGAUCUGCCGUUUGGUUGAAUCGCAGUCAGACCUGUCCUAAUCCUGAAGUGAUUUCCUUCAGACCAGAGUUGGGCCCUUGGGAAGGAGACACGAAUAUUACAAUUGAGGGCAUCAAUUUAGGCAAGACGUUCCAAGACAUCUACACGGGUGUCAGCAUAGCAGGCAUUAACUGCCAGCCUUAUGAACAUCUUUACAUCAAAACCAAACAAAUCGUCUGCAAGGUUGACGGUCCGGGUACGAACGAACAAAGACAGGGACCGGUGGUCGUUAGAGUGGAGGAUUACAGGGGUGAAUCGAAGACUCAUUAUAGAUUUGUCGAUCCCUCGGUCACCGGAAUCUCGCCAAAAUAUGGUCCGAAAUCUGGAGGUACGAUGCUACAGAUAACCGGCCUCUAUAUGAACGCCGGCAGCAACAUACAAGCUUUCAUCAACGAUUUGCCAUGCAAGAUAGUUUCGACUGAUCAAAAACACGCACUAUGCAUGACAAGUGCUUCCGAUAAGCCUGUGGCCGGCAAAUUAAGGAUGAAAUUCGAUAAGGGCGAUAGAUAUUAUGAAGACGAGCUGUUCCAAUACGUGGAUGAUCCGGUGAUUGAGUCUGUUGAAUCCGGAGUUGCGAGCCCGGUCAAACAGCCGAAGGGCAUUCCGGCAGGCGGCAUCAAGAUCUCCGUUGCCGGAAAAAAUCUUGCUUACAUACAGAAGCCCCAAAUGUACGUCUACUACGAGCAGAAGAUGUUUUUUAGUGCAUGUACGGUGAUUAGUAACACGAGUAUGACGUGCGAUAGUCCGAUUAUUGAAGUCGAGGAACUUAAAUUGGAUGCGGAUAGUCCGCUCCCUUUGGAGUACGGUUUCAGAAUGGAUAACGUGUCCGGUGUGCAGAAUUUAACGUUAAAUAAUAAUUUCAAUCCGUUCUUGUUGUAUCCGAAUCCAGUUUUCGAUCCGUUCGAGAAAGAUAAAGUGAAAUACUACAAAUCUGAUUAUCUUAACAUAAACGGUCAGAAUAUUGACAGGGCUUGCCAGGAAACCGACGUCGAAGUGCGGAUAGGUAAUAGCUUCUGCAACGUAACGUCACUGUCUCGACAGCAAUUGACAUGCAGACCUCCGGAAACCCAACCCUCUGCUCUGGACGAGCUCGGCCAAGCGAAUGGCGAGGAAUUCCCCGAAGUUAUUGUUAUCGUCGGAGGAACACUGCGUUUCGCAAUUGGUAGCCUGUCCUAUUCCUCGCCACAAGGAAUAAAUGGCAGCCUUUCGCGGCCGAUACUUUAUAUGAUUAUCGCCAUUGGUAUAGUUGUUUUCAUAGUUUUCAUUGCGUUCUUGGUAGCAUACCGAAGGAAGUCGACUGAGAACAAUAGGGUUCUCAAGAAUAUGCAGGAACAAAUGGAUAUACUCGAGUUGCGUGUUGCAGCCGAAUGCAAGGAAGCGUUUGCCGAAUUACAAACGGAGAUGACUGAUUUGACUGGAGAUUUGACGUCCGGUGGAAUACCGUUCCUGGAUUAUAGAACGUACGCUAUGAAGAUCCUGUUCCCCAACGUUGACGACCACGUUGUAUUGCAAUGGGAUAGGCCGGAGCUACUGAGGAAGGACAAAGGUCUCCGUUUGUUCGGGCAGCUGAUAAUGAACAAGACUUUCCUGCUGCUAUUUAUAAGGACUCUAGAGAGCAACCGAUAUUUCUCGAUGCGCGAUCGCGUGAAUGUAGCAUCAUUAAUAAUGGUCACGUUGCAAAGUAAAAUGGAAUAUUGUACUGACAUCCUAAAGACUUUACUGGCGGAAUUGAUCGAGAAGUGCAUGGAAGGGAAAAGCCACCCGAAGUUGCUUCUCAGGCGUACCGAGAGUGUCGCUGAAAAAAUGCUAAGCGCAUGGUUUACCUUCUUGUUAUAUAAGUUCUUGAGGGAAUGUGCCGGCGAACCGCUCUUCAUGUUGUUCCGCGCUGUUAAGCAGCAAGUCGAUAAAGGACCUGUGGAUGCGAUAACUUCCGAAGCUAGGUAUUCACUUAGCGAAGAAAAAUUAAUUCGACAAUCAAUAGAUUUUAAAGCAAUGACGAUUUAUGUUUCCAUUUCGCAACAAGCUGGUUUCGUUGGCUUAGAUCACAACACAGAAAACGUUCCUGUCAAAGUAUUAGAUUGCGAUACUAUAAGUCAGGUGAAAGAGAAAGCCUUGGACAGCAUCUAUCGCGCAACCCCGUACUCGCAAAGACCAAGGAAAGAAGAUUUGGAUAUUGAAUGGAGAACAGGUACAUCAGGAAGACUCAUAUUGUACGAUGAAGAUACCACUACGAAAACCGAAGGAGAUUGGAAGAGGAGGAAUACAUUGCAACACUACAGAGUACAGGAUGGGGCCAAUUUAAAUCUGGUUUCCAAGCAGAGCUCAAUAUACAAUCUGAGCAGCAUGUACACGGACAAAAACGACAAGAGUCAUAAGUACGAGACUCUUAAUAUUAACAAAUAUAAUUCUGCUAGUCCGCCGUUGAGUCGCGCAACGAGCCCUUUGAACAAUGACCAUGAUCAAGGUGUCCGCGGUUGGCAUUUGGUGAAACAUCACGACGCUGACGCCCAAAGAGAGGGCGAGAGGGGCAACAAAAUGGUAUCAGAGAUCUACUUGACACGUUUGCUUGCCACCAAAGGUACCCUGCAGAAGUUCGUAGACGACCUGUUCGAGACGAUCUUUAGUACCGCGCACAGAGGAUCGGCAUUACCUCUGGCUAUUAAGUACAUGUUCGAUUUUCUUGACGACCAGGCACUUCAGCACGGCAUAGCCGAUCCAGAGGUCGUCCAUACCUGGAAGAGCAACUCGUUGCCACUAAGGUUCUGGGUAAAUCUCAUUAAAAACCCCAACUUCGUGUUCGACAUACACAAGUCGAACAUCGUUGAUUCGUGUUUAUCUGUAGUUGCUCAAACCUUCAUGGAUUCCUGCUCCACUUCCGAGCACAGACUAGGUAAAGAUUCACCGAGUUCCAAGCUUUUGUAUGCUAAAGAUAUACCAUCCUACAAAGAAUGGGUCGAGAGGUAUUAUUCCGAUAUCAAGAUAAUGCCAGCUAUCUCUGACCAAGAUAUGAAUGCGAUGUUGGCCGAAGAGUCGAGGCUCCACACGACUGAGUUCAACACGAAUUGCGCCUUGCAAGAAUUGUAUACAUAUGCUGUGAAGUACAACGAGCAAUUGAUGGUUACGCUAGAAGAGGAUGAGUUCUCCACCAAGCAACGCUUGGCAUAUAAGUUAGAGCAGGUGCACAACAUAAUGACGGAGCCGCAACCGUGAUACUGGCCUGACUUGACGCGGCCUUCUGCGCCGCCGAUCUCUCCCAUGCAACCUUCUGCUCCCCAGGAGUUAGCCUGCUGAUGGCCAUCAUGUUAGGAAGGAUCGGUUUUGGCCGUCGUCAUCAUCGGAAACUCAGUGCCAGUUCCAUACUGGACAAAACACAUAUCUACGGAACACUAUCUGUAUGUUGUUGGAUCGCCGUUUAAAAUAGUCGUUCAGUGUCGGAGCAGUGCCCAGUCAGUGACUUUAAGUGCCUCUGGUAGGAAUGAGCUGCGUACUGUCUCCAUGAAAUUAGUGUACUAUAUUUUUAUGAUACGACAGUCUGUUUAUUGCUUUGCUGUGCUGAAACCUUCAGCGUUUAGUCCAAUACACCUGCACAUACGCGGAUCGAAAUUCCCAGGUGACAUUACCCUUCGCGUAUGUGCACGUCGAUAUUCUACGUAUUAUCACAAAGUCUAAAAUGCUUUUUUGAUAAUUGUAUAAUGAAUGUACCUUAUAUUUAUCCUUGUACAGUUUAAUAUUUUUAUAUUUUGUUCGAUGCAAUCAUUAAGAUUGUCUUCCGCAUUUGAAGGAAGCAGCAGGGUGUAGUGUUUAUUUGCGACCUCUCAAUCAUUCAUGCAACAGACCCAAGAACCCAACCCACUCCUACCUAAUGACCCCUACCCCUUCGCCACAUACAAAAAAAAAUGCCAUUCGCUAACCUCACCCCCGCCACCACCCAAAAAAAAAAGCCUACGUCUCUCAGUAUCUCUUUCUCUCGUGUCGAUGUGCCGUGGUCUGUUUAAGUGUUGAAAGGCUGUGCAUUUCCAUUAAACCGCACAGCGAGGACUCUAUUAAAUGUCCCUCACCCCUUCAUUCCUAACAAGUCCGCACCACAUAACCAUUUCGAAAACAAAUACAUUAAACAAAAAAAGACAAAGUAUCCCCCGAAGCACUAAAAACCUGUGUUCCUCCACGUAAUGUACAUUCAAAAGCAAACAAGUAAAGAAAAAAGAAAUACAA